GCCGCACUCGCGAACGCACCCGUGUCUCGUUAACCCAUGUCAUCGCGAUGGAUGUAUUACCUAGUGGGAACCUAUUUCGUGAGCUCCAGGAUGUCACCGACACAGGCUAUUUCGAGUGGAAACUGUCCCUAGAAGACUACUGGCAGCAGACAUGCUACGAAAUGGAGAGGUACCUCCGCGAGGAGCCUCGCGGCAAACGCCGCUCCGAAGAGGAGUGGGCGAGGUCCCCCGUCUCCCCCCCUUCGCCCCCUCCGCUGUUCGUGGCCGCGGUGAAGAGCGAGCCGCCCAGCGACACAGAGGAGAAAGGUCCGCCACCCCUCGAGGAGAUCCGAGGUUGGACUCUGGCCUCCCCGCUGCCACCACUUCUCUUCCCACUUCCCGAGAAAUGCGAGCCACUAAGUGACACGGAGGACUCGAAAGGCACAAUACAACCUGACUGGGCGGUGGCAUCACCGUCACCUACACCACCAGCGCUGUUCACCGUCACUGCCAUCAAGGACGAACCUCCCAGCGAUUCGGACGAGCCUAGAGGUUCGAUAUCCCGGAAAAGCAGUUGGGGCAAAAAAGACUGGACGUUAUCUGCGUCGCCGCCGCGGCCCGCGCUGUUCACCGCAAGCGUCAAGGAGGAGCCUAGUGACUCGGACGAGGCCAAAGGUUCGCUCCGGAAAACCGGAUGGGCGGAUUGGACGAUAUCGCCGUCGCCGAUUCGGCCCGCUCUGUUCACGGCGCCCGCUGCGAAGGACGAGCCAAUCAGCGACUCGGAUGAAGCUAGAGAGCCGAGCCCACCCCGCCGACACGCGCCCCGCCACCACUCGCACGCCGACCCGCGCCGCCGCGUCCACCGCUGCGAGUUCCCCGCCUGCGACAAGGUGUACACGAAGAGUUCACAUCUGAAGGCCCACAAACGGACACAUACAGGUGAAAAACCCUACAAGUGCUCAUGGGACGGCUGCGAAUGGCGCUUCGCGCGCUCCGACGAGCUGACCCGGCACUACCGCAAGCACACGGGCGCCAAACCCUUUCGGUGCCGCCACUGCGAGCGCUGCUUCAGCCGCUCCGACCACCUCGCGCUGCACGCCAAGCGACACGCGUAGCCCGUCAACAACAAGCCAAUCAGGACGCAGGACACGCAGGUAGCUCCACGCUGAUUGGCCGAGCGGGCAAGCCGAGCCGAGCGCGGAAUUGAUCGCGGGCCGAACCAAAGAUUGCUACGCUGUUAGUCACUCAGAUUAUGCUUUAAAUUUUUUUCGUUUUUGUAAUCUCUUUCGGCUUGGUUGCCGGUUAGCUUAUGCCGCCAAGCGGCGAGUGCCAUCAUUGGGCGGGGG
This is a messenger RNA of Cydia amplana, 1325 nucleotides long. Its product is annotated as Krueppel-like factor luna. Gene Ontology annotation, molecular function: DNA-binding transcription factor activity, RNA polymerase II-specific; RNA polymerase II cis-regulatory region sequence-specific DNA binding. Gene Ontology annotation, biological process: regulation of transcription by RNA polymerase II. The transcript has 8 exons. Lineage: Eukaryota; Metazoa; Arthropoda; Insecta; Lepidoptera; Tortricidae. The record is from RefSeq and is a predicted model, not a curated record. The coding region runs from base 48 to 1094 and encodes 348 amino acids.